This is a messenger RNA of Pungitius pungitius (ninespine stickleback), 631 nucleotides long. It is a transcript of the gene polr3k, whose product is annotated as polymerase (RNA) III (DNA directed) polypeptide K. Gene Ontology annotation, molecular function: zinc ion binding; nucleic acid binding. The record is from RefSeq and is a predicted model, not a curated record. Lineage: Eukaryota; Metazoa; Chordata; Actinopteri; Perciformes; Gasterosteidae. Gene Ontology annotation, cellular component: RNA polymerase III complex. Bases 144 to 470 code for a protein of 108 amino acids. Gene Ontology annotation, biological process: DNA-templated transcription; termination of RNA polymerase III transcription. The transcript is spliced from 3 exons.
GUAGCACCUCCUCCCCAGGAGCCACUUCCGCCUCCCCACACGCACCCAAGCCGUGAGCGGACGGCAGCACGGUUCACCCUCGUCGAGUUGUGAGGGGUUGCUUUGGUUGUAUAUUCUGGUCACAUAGAUAAACCCGGGGUAACAUGCUUCUCUUUUGUCCGACCUGCGGAAACGUCCUGAUUGUAGAGGAAGGACAGAAGUGCAUGAGAUUCGCCUGCAAUACCUGCCCGUAUGUACACAACAUCACCCGGAAGGUCAAUGACAGAAAAUACCCUAAGCUGAAGGAGGUGGAUGAUGUUCUCGGUGGAGCUGCAGCUUGGGAGAACGUGGACUCCACUCCUGAAACCUGUCCAAAGUGUGGACACCUCCGAGCGUAUUUCAUGCAGAUUCAGACGAGAUCAGCUGAUGAACCAAUGACCACUUUUUACAAAUGUUGCCAGGCCCAGUGUGGACACCGAUGGAGAGACUGACACCUUCGCACUGUGGCAAAGAUACUUUAUUUAACCGCUUUUGCUGGUUAUGGAAACUUGUUUAUUUCCAAGUUUCUACUCUGAUGCCCAGCUGAAUUAAUCUCCAUUUUCUCCAACAGUUCAUUUUCAAAGAAAACAUUAAAAUUGAGUUUCAAAGAAAA